GUCCACUGUUUUCGAAGAAGGAUCAGUUAUACGCCUUAUGCAGUCAAAAAAGCUAAACUUGGAGAAUUAGCCCUGAGGGGAAGUAGCAUCUGGAGCAUACGUGCGCCAGUCGCAACUGGGUUGGCAUAUGGUG
Messenger RNA from Racocetra persica, 133 nucleotides. The record is from the annotation of a GenBank genome assembly. Lineage: Eukaryota; Fungi; Glomeromycota; Glomeromycetes; Diversisporales; Gigasporaceae.